CAGAAGAAGGAGGAGUCCCGGGCUCUGUCAGGAAUCAAGGGAGUUGAAGGGCUUGGUCUGAGCUGGUGACAUCAACAGAGGGAGGAAUCCCAGGAUCUGUGACAAGUCAAGGGACUUGGAGCUGAGGUCUUUAGUCUAAAUGUGAAGGCAGGUCAGCUGAGAAGCCACAUCAGGUCAGAAGAGGAAGGAGUCCCAAGCUCUACCAGGAGUCAAGGUUUCUAGGAAACAAACUGUCCAGGAAGACAGAAGUUCUGUGAGAACCUAGAGCACCCCCCAAAGAGCCUGCCGGUGGUACCCCAUCUCCCAUUGUCUUGCUCAUACUUCUUGCUACUGCCAACAAGAGUCAUCAUGCCUCACUCUCCAAAGCGUCUACGCCUCACAUUUGAGCCAGACUUUCAAGCCCAAAGUGAGAUACAAGGCCUAGAAGUGGCAGAUGUUCUUGUAGCUGAGGACGAGGAGGAGACUUCCUCUAUUUCCAGUUGCUCUUUCAACUUCUCUUACCCCUCCACCUCCGCCUCCCCGCCUUCCUCUCCUGUGAUCCCAGUCUCCCUAGAGGAGGAGGAGGAAGAGGAGCCUGCUGCAACCCUGAGUCCUCCCCAGAGUCCUCAGAGCUCCUGCUCCUUCUCUGCAUCAUGGAGCACAUCAGAAGGAGUCUCCAGCAGCCAAGAAGAAGAUGCAAGUUCCCCUUACACCUCAACAGACACUGAAUCUUUGCCCAGAGACCCACUAGAUGAGAAGGUGGCUGAUUUGGUACAUUUCAUGGUCCUCAAGUAUCGACUGAAGGAGCCCAUCACAAAGGCAGAAAUGCUAAAGUUUGUCAUCAAAAGGUACAAGAAACAAUUCCCUGUGAUCUUCAAGAAAGCGUCUAAGUGUUUGGAGGUGAUCUCUGGCAUUGAUGUGAAGGAAGUGGACCCCACCACCCACUCCUAUGUCCUUGUCAACUCCCUGGACUUCACCCGUGAUGAGAUGCUUAGCGACAACCAGAGCAUGCCUAAAAAUGGUCUCCUGAUAAUCAUCCUGGGUGUGAUCUUCAUAGAGGGCAAUUGUGCCCCUGAAGAAGACAUCUGGGAUUUCCUGAAUAUGAUGGGAGUGUAUGCUGGGAGGGAUCAUUUCAUUUAUGGGGAGCCCAGGAACCUCAUCACCAGAGAUUGGGUGCAGGAGAAUUAUCUGGAGUACCGGCAGGUGCCUAACAGUGAUCCUCCAUGCUAUGAAUUCCUGUGGGGUCCCAGGGCUCAUGCUGAAACCAGUAAGAUGAAAGUUCUGGAGUUUUUGGCUAAGAUCAAAGGGACUGACCCCAUUUCCUUCUCAUACUGGUAUGAGGAGGCUUUAAGAGAUGAGGAAGAGAGAGCCCAGCGCAGAAUUGGUUCUGUGGAUAAUACUACUUCCAUGUUCAUUGCACAGCAUUGGUCAGCAGCUUCUCCUGCCCCAACUGAAGAGUGAGCCCAGAUAUUCAUGCUGUAUUUGAAGAGGUCAGUCCUGGCUCUGAGUAGAGGAGGGUCAGGGUCAGGCUGGGGAGAACACAGUAUACAACUUUGUGUUCUUCUUCUAUAUGGAUGAUUUGGAAGUUUAUCUUUUUUUUCCUUUUGGUAUUCUUCAAAUGCUGUUUUUUUAAUAAAAUGUUUAUUAGCUUUAGAAUCUAAGUAUGUAAAUGAAUUUGCCACACACCUAUUGCUGUUUAUCAGAUUUAAGAAUAUUAGUUUUGAUAUUUUACAAAACAAACUGGGGAACCUUCCCUCUUAUUUUGUGAUCUGGAACAAGAUAACAUGAUACUGGAAUAGGAACUUCCUUGGAAAUGUGAAAGAAAAUGGAGAAAAAAUGUAAA
Molecule: messenger RNA, 1822 nt
Organism: Leptonychotes weddellii (Weddell seal)
Lineage: Eukaryota; Metazoa; Chordata; Mammalia; Carnivora; Phocidae
Source: RefSeq, a predicted model, not a curated record